Messenger RNA from Loa loa (African eye worm), 2159 nucleotides. RefSeq names its product replication factor A 73 kDa subunit. The record is from RefSeq and is a predicted model, not a curated record. The coding region runs from base 15 to 1853 and encodes 612 amino acids. Gene Ontology annotation, cellular component: nucleus. Lineage: Eukaryota; Metazoa; Nematoda; Chromadorea; Rhabditida; Onchocercidae. The transcript has 15 exons. Gene Ontology annotation, molecular function: DNA binding. Gene Ontology annotation, biological process: DNA repair; DNA recombination; DNA replication.
AAUUUUAGGAAGAUAUGGUAGGUAUUGGUGAUCUUAGUCGAGGUUUCAUCCAAGAAAUAUGCGAGAGAAAUACUGGCGAAGAGAGACCAGUGGUUCAAAUUCUGGAAGCAAGACCAUUGGUUAACAGUCAAGCGGAACCUGCUUCAGAAGCUCAGUACUUCCGAUUUCGGAUAUCUGAUGGAAUGUUCAGCUAUAAUUCCUGCCUAAAUCAAGCAGAUAUAACGGAAAGAAUCAAAAGAGAUACUCUGGAUCAAGGCAAUCCCGUACUACGCAUACAAUACACGAUAAAGGCUGCUCAAAAGCCAUUGUUGAGAAUCAUGGAUUACGAAAUUUUGGGACGCGAUUUACCGAUUUUCGGGAGUCCGGUACAUCAUUCUGGGAAUCCUAAUGACUAUCGUGGAUUAAAUCCAAAUGCCAGUAUGCAUACGCGUAUUGAACUUCGAUCGCCCCAGAAGGGUGGCUUAAAUUUGGGACAGAAUGCUCCCGUUCGUUAUGGUGGCUCAUCGUCGCGCCGUUUAGCCAAUUUAUCGGGACAGAACUUGACACCGAUCAAACUAAUUACUCCCUACGUUAAUAAAUGGCGAAUUUGCGGUGUGGUGACUGCAAAGGAGGAUCUACGAAAUAUCAGAACGGCUCGGAGAGAUAUGAAAGUGUUCAAUUUUGAAUUAACCGAUGAAGAGGGCGGCUGCAUACGCAUUGCAGCAUUUGACGAUGUUGCUGAAAAAUUUUAUUCAAUUAUCCAGAAGGGAUCGAUGUUCUAUGUGUCCGGCGGUACUGUCAAACAGGCAAAUAAACGUUUUAAUACGACAGGACAUGAUUAUGAAAUCACAAUAAGAAACGAUUCUGAGGUAUUGCCGUGUUUGGACCGUGAAAAAAUUGAACAGCCGAAACUUUCACUUAGUAUUGUUCGUCUUUGCAAUGUUGCUAAUCACGUAGGUGAACCGAUCGAUGUUAUUGCAAUAGCAGAAAAGGUCAAUGAUAUCGUGGAAGUUACAGCACGAAAUACAGGCGCCCAACUGGAGAAACGGGAUAUAAUACUGAUUGAUGCAUCGGAGACGGAAAUUACAUUAACAUUCUGGGGCGAGCAAGCGCGAACAUACGACAAAGAAAUUGAGGGUCAAACGAUUGGUAUAAAAGGAGCAUUUGUUAAAGAAUAUAACGGGAGUUUAAGUCUCAGUAUCGGAAAUUCCAGUCGAAUAGAGCUGAACAUGGACUGUGCCGAAACAGCAAAUUUAUACAGAUGGUACAGAGAAACAAGACCUUCGGUGCAGGCACGUAAUCUAACAACAGCUGGUCUCAGUUCAGACAAUUAUGCGCGAGAUUUUCGAAUUAUUCGUUUAUCUGAAGUUGGUGCACUGGGACGAGAUUCGGAGAAGGGCAUAUUUUUUAAUGUCACAGCCAUGAUCUCAUCAUUAAAAGCUGAUGGCGCUCUUUACAAGAGUUGUGGUACGAAUGGAUGCAAAAAGAAAGUAAUUGAGCUCAACAAUCAGUAUCGAUGUGAAAAAUGCGAUAUUACUUUGGAUAAGUACAAAUAUGUCCUCCUUAUGACGGUGGAAAUAUCAGACUUUUCGGGAUCUCACUGGGUGACGGUAUUUGAGGAUAAAGCUGUCAAGCUUUUGAAAAAUGAUGCAGAGCAGCUUGGGCAAUUACUCGAUAAUGAUCUGCUUGAUGAAUAUAAUGAAGUGUUCAAUGCAGUCCGCUUUCGUGAAUAUACAUUCCGCAUUCGGGCUAAAUCGGAAUUUUACAAUGGUGAAGAGAAAAUCAAAUGGAACGUUUUCGAUAUUCACGAGGUCAAUCUGGAUAAAUAUAUUGAUGAACUUACGAGAGCAAUAACUAAAUUGGAGGAAAUGUAAAUACUCUAAUCCUUCGUUUCAGCGCUAUCUACAUGAGAUCUCGUGUUUAUGUGGCAUAGAUCUUCCACUACUUUAUUUCAAAAAUUGAUAUAAAACUUAAGGUUAAAACAGUGUUGAAAAUGAUGUUUAUUUCAGCAUAUUAUUAACAUCAGUUCACCUUAUUUUAGCCUUGAUCUAUGAUUUUCUUUAAAUGUUAAUGUUAGUUGAGAAGUGAUUGAACUGGAAAAGUUCUAUUAUUUAGAGGAAUUUUCAUCCUUAAUUCCUGUAAUAUGAAAUUAUUCUGACAAUGCUUUUGACCAUGUGUAA